GUCUACUCCACAAAAGCAAAGCUUAGAAAUCCUAGCACCUAUGCAGCAAGAUUCUUGCUAAAACCAACAAGCAAGAUAACACUGCCAAAAAACACUAGAAGAGAAAUUGCAAGCGCAUACUACCAGCUAAAGCUGGGACAUGGAUACAACAAAGCAUAUCUACACAAUAUACAAAAAACAGAAAGCUCUAAAUGCAGCUGUGGAUAUACACAAACACCUCAACACCUACUGCUUAGCUGUAGAAACUACAGAGAAGCAAGAAAGAAAAUAAAGAGCAGCCUACAGGAGACAAGACUUACAAUAUCCCUUCUCCUAGACACAAACAGGGGAAUCUAAGCUACACUAGCUUUUAUUUAAGAAACUAAAGUAGUUACACGCAAGAGGUACCUACAGCAAAUAACAGACAACUGAUUUUCUUUGUUUAUAACUAGAGCAUAGGCUCUCACUAUAUAUCUACGAACCUAUAUAUACUAUUCCCUUACACAGAAAAAACUUGUCAAUUACUAGAGCAGCCUCACUGCUCUCGUCCUAUAUAGUCUUAGACUCACACAGGACGUUAAACUAAUCAAUCAAUCGAUCAAUCAAUCAAUCAAUCUA
Messenger RNA from Didymella exigua CBS 183.55, 597 nucleotides. RefSeq lists its product as uncharacterized. The transcript has a single exon. The record is from RefSeq and is a predicted model, not a curated record. The annotation marks the transcript as partial. NCBI's taxonomy places the organism in Eukaryota, Fungi, Ascomycota, Dothideomycetes, Pleosporales, Didymellaceae.